Molecule: messenger RNA, 6253 nt
Organism: Xiphias gladius (swordfish)
Lineage: Eukaryota; Metazoa; Chordata; Actinopteri; Istiophoriformes; Xiphiidae
Gene: cdk12
Product: cyclin-dependent kinase 12
Exons: 14
Coding region: 844-4941 (1365 amino acids)
Biological process (GO): protein phosphorylation; positive regulation of transcription elongation by RNA polymerase II; transcription elongation by RNA polymerase II
Cellular component (GO): cyclin/CDK positive transcription elongation factor complex; nucleus
Molecular function (GO): cyclin binding; ATP binding; cyclin-dependent protein serine/threonine kinase activity
Source: RefSeq, a predicted model, not a curated record
CUUUGUGGCGAUAGGCCGUUGCUACGAUACGCCCAAGAUUGACAGCGCUCCGGUUUCCGGUUCAUUCCGCCGUGCGCAGAAAUUGCUAGUCACAGGAGCCACAAUGGCGUUUGUAGUCUCUUCCAGAUAGGGCUGUGGAUGAUACUAAAUCCACUAGCAUCGCCCUAAAUACAGGCCUGGUUGAUUCCCAGAGCCAUUGAUAAUAAACUGGAACAUCUACUGCACACGAAAAUAUUAUGAUUUCUAAUCAGUAUUGAAUUUAUAGAGGAUAAAACCUACAUUAAAGGGAACAUGUAAACAGUACCAACCGGGUCAAGUUUUCAUUUUGUUCGAGCGUCUUUUAAUGAAGGCACUUGCUUGUUUCUGAAUGCUAAUACCGUAAUUCUGUGGAAUAAAAACACCUUUACUUAACUUGGCACCGGACAAGGACAGCUUUCACAAAGGGACUUUUUUCUUUUUUACGAGACAGCUCGCUAGCUGCCGAGCAUUAGCUAGCGGUGCUAGCUAAAUUGAGACGGAGACGACACCACAAUGCUCCCAUGUUUGGUUGGGAUCUCUUCCAUUCACUGACUAAUUCAAAGUACAAACUUUACAGCACUGGAAAACCACGGUGGCAUUUUUCUGCUUUGGUGAACUAUGCGGGCGAUCUCAAUGGAAUGAACUGGCGUUGAAGAGGACUGGACGUGAGCGGCCUGGUGUGUUUAUUUUGUGUAUUUUCUUUCCCUGUUUCUGCUUAGUAACACGUUUGUUUUGGCAUUUGGAGUAGCUGCUGUUCUCUUGUGAAUGAAUUGCCUGGACCACCGAGGCCCAGUCGCAGGAGAGGUUCCGACGCCGGCGUGAGGGAUGCCUGGGUCGGACCGACACCAUGGGACCAAGAGGAAGCAGGAAUCUAGCAUUAGCGGUGUGCCACACCAGACCCAGGCCCCGACUCAUACCUCUGCGGGAGACAUGACGAGCAAAGACGGAAAGGUGCAGUUAAAAUCUUCAAUGUCCUCUUCCUCUUCAAAACGCAAACGGCAUAAAUCAACCAAACACAAUCGGGAAUCCUCGGCGGCACCGGGACCCGAAGAUUUUACCCUCGGCGAUACGGCGCCUCCUGGUGUCAACACGGUGAAGCCUCUGGUUGAGUAUGAUGAUAUCAGCUCCGACUCGGACACUUUCUCGGACCCACCGUCCUCAAGGCCUUCAGAGAGGGGGGUCGGGGACCGACUGGAGCCCUCGCCAGACUACGAUAGAGACGAUAUCGGAAAAGAAGGUGGCGGUAGAGAGAACAGGGGGCACAGGCACACCCGAAAGAAGUCCAAGGACCCUAAUAAAAUUACAGAAUCUGGGAAUGGGGAACGUGGGUACAAGAAAAAGAGCAGCAAAGACCGCGAGAAAGGGAAUGCUGGAAAGAGCAAGGAGAAGGCUGCCUCAUCAGGCCCCUCAGCCAAACGCCAGGUCCAGCCAGAGGGUGACUCUAAACGUGGGGAGCUGAUGCUUUCCUCCCAGGUACAGCCUGCAGCCAGUGUAGGUAGCACCACUUCCUCCACAUCCUCAUCUCGCAGCAAGGAGAGCAGCCGCUCAGGGAAGUCUCGCAAAGACAGGCAGCAGCGGAGAGAAGGCCGAGGGGAGGGCAGCCGCACCUCCUCCCAGAGGAGCCGGGCAGACAGAAGCCACCGGAAGUCCUCCAAGAGCCACAAGUCAAGCCCUAAGGGCAAGUCUUCAAGUAGGGGUAGCCCUCGCAGGAAGGGCAACACCUCUGCUCUGUCACCCAGUCCAAGAAGAGGGGCUGGCAGUGAGAGUCCACUAGGCAGUGGGUAUGGGCAGCAGGGAGAUGACAGCUAUUCCAGGCGGAGGGUAGCUCAGCAAAGCCCCAGUCCCUAUGGGGAUAUGUCUCGCCGCAGCAGACAGAGAUCAGACAGCCCCUAUGGCAGCAGACACAGGUCCUCCAGCUAUGAGAGAGACAGCAGCCCCUACUCAAGGAGACGCUCCAUCAGCCCUUAUGGUACCCGCAGGUCCUCUAGCACCAGCCCCAUGUCUCGACGCUCAGGCCGCUCCAGGAGCCGCUCCCCUCUGCACUACUCUUCUUCUCGUCGCUCCUCCUCUCGUUCCCGUACUAAGAGGCAUACUUCCUCUGGUGGAGCAGGGGCUAGUUCCCACAGCAGCCGGCCAGCUAGCCGCUCCCCUCCCUCCUCCCGCUUGCCACUUAACUCCAGCCUGGGAGCAGAGCUGAGCCGCAGGAAGAAGGAACGGCAGGCUGCCGAGGCGGCUGCUCGUGCCAGCGGUGGUGCCUCUUCUCCUCCGUCUGCACGUAAACCUGCAGGCUCCUCCUCCUCACGGCCCGCUAAAGCUGAAGCACCACAACCAGAAAGAGACUUGGCGGCAGCAGCAGAUCCUCAGCCCCCACCACCUGCGCAAUUACCCCAGGAUGUUCAGAGUGAAGAUCAGGUUAUCGCGCCCCCUCCCUCUUCUUCCACCUCCUCUCCUGCACCACCUCCUCCUCAGCCCUCUCCUCCUGUGCCACCUGGAUCAGCCACCCAGAUUCCACCACUGCCACCUCACGCAGAAACAAGUAUCCAGCCUCCUACACCCUCCACCACAUCCCAGGCCAAAUCGCCAGCUCCAGUUCCCACACGAAGCCCCGUCCGCCAGACCCCACUCCACAAGACGUCAACUCUGCCCCCCCUGCCUUUACCACCUUUACUGCUGGGAAACACUCAGGACAGUCCAAAGAAGUCCACCCCUCCUCAGAGGUCAUCUAGGAAGGAGAAAGAAGUUCGUAGCCGGCCAUCACUCAUUGACCUUCCCUUACCACCCACCCUAGCCGGAGGUGACUCCUCACCCCCACAGUCCCCCAUCCGCCAGGCUCCUCCGCUACCCCAGCCAGCCCUUAAGAAAAGACCAAAGAUUUGCUGCCCGCGAUAUGGUGAGCGCAAACACACCCAGAGUGACUGGGGCAAACGCUGUGUAGAUAAAUUCGAUAUAAUUGGCAUCAUAGGAGAAGGCACCUAUGGCCAAGUGUACAAGGCAAAGGACAAAGACACCGGGGAGCUGGUGGCUCUGAAGAAAGUGCGUCUAGACAAUGAAAAGGAGGGAUUCCCAAUCACAGCCAUCAGAGAGAUUAAGAUCUUGCGGCAGCUCAAACACCGCAGUGUUGUCAACAUGAAGGAGAUUGUUACCGACAAGCAAGAUGCACUUGACUUUAAAAAGGACAAAGGUGCUUUUUAUCUGGUGUUUGAAUACAUGGACCACGACCUGAUGGGGCUGCUGGAGUCGGGCCUGGUUCAGUUCUCCCAAGAGCACAUCCGCAGCUUCAUGCGCCAGCUGAUGGAGGGCCUGGACUACUGCCACAAGAACAACUUCCUGCACAGAGACAUCAAAUGCUCCAACAUACUGCUCAACAACAGAGGUCAGAUCAAACUGGCUGACUUUGGUUUGGCCCGGCUUUACAAUUCAGAGGAAAGUCGGCCGUACACUAAUAAAGUAAUCACACUAUGGUACCGCCCCCCUGAACUGCUGCUGGGAGAGGAGAGAUACUCUCCAGCCAUUGAUGUUUGGAGCUGCGGGUGUAUUUUGGGAGAGCUGUUUACAAAGAAGCCCAUCUUCCAGGCUAACCAGGAACUUCUACAGCUGGAGCUCAUCAGCCGUCUGUGUGGGAGUCCCUGUCCUGCUGUCUGGCCUGACGUCAUUAAACUUCCCCUCUUCAACACCAUGAAACCCAAGAAGCAGUACAGACGGCGACUACGGGAAGAGUUUGCCUUUUUACCUUCUCCUGCCCUGGACUUGCUGGACCGAAUGCUGACCCUCGACCCUGCGCGACGCUGCUCAUCAGAGCACGCUCUCAACAGUGACUUUCUGUGUGACGUGGAGCCCAGCAAGAUGCCGCCACCAGAUCUUCCUCACCAUCAGGACUGCCACGAGCUGUGGAGUAAGAAGAGACGGCGUGCACGUCAGAGCGGAGUGCCCGAAGAUGUGCCUGUGCCCAAAGUGCCCCGUAAAGAUGCGACAGGGACCUCUAGCGGAGAGAACAGUCGGCCUCAAACCAGCCCAGCUGGAGCCCCGCCACCUCCGCCAGGAAAACCGCCCUCCGCAGCCAAUUUAGAGAGUGAGUUGUCAGGCCUGGGAGCUGUUGCAGAUCAGUUGAACCAGACAGAGUUGGCAGUGCUGCUUAACCUCCUCCAGGGACAGACGGACCUCAGCCUGCCCCAGGUAGCCCAGCUCCUCAACCUCUCCAAUCCAGAGACUCUCAGCCAGUCGUUGUCUGCCCUCACUGAGGCCUCUGACCACCAGGGGGCUCAAGAGGACCAGGCCCAGCCCGCUGCUAGGUCCCAGCCCCCAGAGCCGCCUCCCGAACCCCAGGAGCUCUCUCCGACAUCCGCAGACCCGCCACUCAGCCAGGAAGACCAGACCAACCUGCUGGCUCUCAUUUUGGGUCAAAUCAUCAAGCCUCAAACCGAGGAGGAAGGCGAUGAGAGCAAUGGCGUCCAAUCAGAGGAGGCACUAACGCGCGGUUCGUCCGCCUCUACUACUGAUCGCAAGGAUGGUGCAGUGUCAAAAAGGAAACCGCUUGGUGACAACCAGUUGCCUCCAUCUUGCGAGCAGCGUCCACCCUCUCCACCCGAGCCACCUCCAUCAGCUCCUGUCCUUGGAAACACUCAGCAGGCUGGUUCGGAAACCCAACCUAGCCAGGACAUCAGCCCUGCCGUGGCAGCUGCCUUGCUCCAGCUCAUCUCUCAGCAGGACUCGGAAGCUGGGGCCUCUCAGCGCAGCAAGGACCCCUCUCCGGCUGUGGACGCUAUGGCCCGGGGACAGCCCCCACCACCCUGGGUUGCAGACUCUCCUCCUAAAUCCUCUGCCGCAGCUGAGGCCCAAGCAGGACUGGUGACUGCUGCUUCCACCACUGCAGCACAGUUCCCCAAGGACCAGGACCUCCGUUUUUCCCACGGAGCUGCCCGCUGACCCUCAGUCCCCCGGUGAGAUAGACCCAGGUAUCAUGGGAUGGCUCCAGCAAUCCUGGCCUGAAGGGAAAGGCAGAGGGAGUGAGCAGGUAGUGAUAUUGAAUCAAAGAUUUUGAAAAUGAAUGUCUGAAAGAAAGAUUGAGGGGCCUUUUCAGGUAUGGUCAUGAACAUCACAGCCCUUUGAACAAGCUGUCAUGUGUUGUUUAGGUGGGAGUGUUUGGACCUGGGGUUGGUCUGACCCUUAACAAUCCAGUUAGGGACAGUCACCACCUGCGAUCCCUUGCUCUUUCCUCUCCACACACGGUCUUGACUCGAAUGAAGUUGAGCUUCCAAAGUGAGUGCCAUGCAGCUGACGCUCACCUUUGAAAGCCGCUGUGAUCUCCUUUUUUCCCCUAAACAAAUGAUUGUCGUGUCCACUGCAGUACGCACUUUUAACAAGGUAAUCAGUGUUUUGGGGAAUCAAGUCAUUGUCCUCUACUCUGUGAUGGAGUGGUGUCUAAACAUAAGCUGAAGCUAAAAUACUGUGUAUGGGUAGAUUUGAGGCAGUGAGCACACUGAUAAGAACACUGGAGGACCUUGAGUUUCCCGUUGAACCUGACACGCUGGCUAGCUCCCCUGCUUUCAGCUUGUGCCUCCUUUUGUGACCCCGGCGACCCCUGAAUGAUCGUGGCCUAGUGGGGAAGUUUGGGUUAAGUUUCUGCUUUGGAUGGUACCUACAACAGUGUACAUCUGCAGGACUGCAUUUUUUUUUUUUUUUUCCUCUCUUUAAUUCUACCCAAAGGCUGUUCCAUGAUAUAUUCCAUCUGUCAUUAAUCCAGCUGAACUGCAAUGUCUUCUCAGCCCACCUAAAGAUUUUCCUUCUUUUACAUACAGCAAACCUCUAUGUCGUAACAAACCUAAGCCUGUAGUGCUCAUGUUAAUGUCUGAAAUCUGAAACAUUUUGAUGAACUGCUCCAUAAUAUACAAGCUAUCCUGCUAGUUGAAGUAUAAAGCCACAAACAUACACACACACACACUCAGAAACGGACUUUUCCAGCUUUAACCUGGUGGGCUCUGAAAGCCUCGUCUAAUAUGUCUGCUCCUCGCCUCCCUGCCAACUUGUGCAACAAAAUUUUUUUUUCUUUUUUUGGUGCAAUUAUUUUCUACAUAAGGAAAAUGAUACACGCUUAAAAAAAAAAUAAUGGUCCAUGGUUCUGUUUCCAUUUUUUGCUUUGGAAAAGGAAAGGGAGGACAAAUGGUUUCAUGUGUCUGUAAAAAAGAAAAAAAUAUUUUGUAAUAUGUGUUUUCUUGGUUCAGUUUAUUAAAGGAAGUUA